Thalassophryne amazonica is the source of this 1315-nucleotide messenger RNA. Its product is annotated as protocadherin alpha-C2-like. Lineage: Eukaryota; Metazoa; Chordata; Actinopteri; Batrachoidiformes; Batrachoididae. Gene Ontology annotation, molecular function: calcium ion binding. The transcript has a single exon. Gene Ontology annotation, cellular component: plasma membrane. The record is from RefSeq and is a predicted model, not a curated record. Gene Ontology annotation, biological process: homophilic cell-cell adhesion. The coding region runs from base 206 to 1210 and encodes 334 amino acids.
UCGAAAAGUGACGGACAGUUCCGUGGGGCUGAAAAAUUUCAGGACACCCAACAACGCUAUUGUUGCGAUUUUACUGCGGAAACAAAAGCUUUUCUGUGUGACUUGUUCAUACGUUUUUGAACGACUUGAUUUUUGUGGAAAUAUGCGUGAUGAUGUCUGAAGUCUAACGUGUGACUAAGAAACAAGAACGGAUUUAAAGGUAACGAUGCAGCCACACAAAAGGUUCGUGCCGCUCGCUGUUCUUUUGUUCUUGGUGGAUCACAUAUCGGCCUCAGUCACCCAUUACUCCAUACCAGAGGAAUUAAAAGAAGGAUCAGUUGUCGCAAAUCUCGCCACCGAUCUGAGUCUGGAUGUUAACACGCUGAAUGAAAGAAAAAUGCGUCUGGACAUCAUCGCCACCAAAAAAUACCUUGAUGUGAACAAAGAGACUGGUGAGCUGUUCAUCGCUGAAAAGAUCGACAGAGAAAACAUCUGUACUACAAAAUGGUCGGUGUCUUGCUAUUUAAAACUCGAGGUGACACUCGAAAAUCCAUUGCGUAUAUUUAACAUUGAACUUGAAAUUCUGGAUAUGAACGACAACGCCCCGCAGUUUCGGAGAGACGCCAUCCAUCUGGACAUAUCAGAGUCCACGUCAGCAGGAGAGAGAUUCUCUCUCAGUAACGCUGUGGAUCCUGAUGUUGGCAUUAAUUCCGUGAAAACGUACCAACUGAGCGAAAGUGAACAUUUUAAGAUCGAGGUUCAGACAGGAAGAGACGGCUCGAGGUUUGCAGAUUUGAUUCUGAAAAAGACUUUAGACCGGGAGCAGCAAGCUGUUCAUCAUUUAAUCCUCACAGCUGUAGAUGGAGGAACUCCCGCUCGUUCCGGUACUGCAAGUAUUAUAGUUCAUGUUUUAGACACAAAUGACAACGCACCGAAAUUUGACAAAGAAAUCUAUAAUAUUAAUAGUAUGGAAAAUUCUCCAAUCGGAAGCCUUGUUGUUAAUUUAAAUGCGACAGAUUUAGACGAAGGAUCAAAUUCUGAUAUUACAUAUUCAUACAGUCUGUACACAUCAGAGAAAACACAAGAAACAUUUUAUUUGAAUCCUUCAACAGGUGAGAUUACUGUUAAGGGAGUGUUAAAUUAUGAAGAUUACAAAAUUUAUGACAUGGAAGUUAUAGCAACAGACAAAGGAGCAAAUAGUUUAUCAGGACAAUGUACAUUAAAAUUCUAGUGGAAGACAUGAAUGACAACCACCCAGAAAUAUCAAUAAAAUCAUUCCACAGUCCAGUCAAUGAAAAUAUUGAUUUGAACACAGUGAUAGCUGUAGUUAGUGUGA